Eptesicus fuscus (big brown bat) is the source of this 1620-nucleotide messenger RNA. It is a transcript of the gene TULP1, whose product is annotated as TUB like protein 1. Gene Ontology annotation, cellular component: cilium. NCBI's taxonomy places the organism in Eukaryota, Metazoa, Chordata, Mammalia, Chiroptera, Vespertilionidae. The record is from RefSeq and is a predicted model, not a curated record. Gene Ontology annotation, molecular function: actin filament binding. Gene Ontology annotation, biological process: protein localization to cilium.
AUGCCGCUGCAGGACGACGCCCUCCGCGAGGUGUGGGCCUCCGACAGCGGCCAUGAGGAAAGCGGGAGCCCCGAGGUCCAGCGGCGCCCCAAGCAGCGACCCGCCCGGGGCCCGAAGUUGAAGAAGAGGACGGAGGCCCCUGAGUCCCCCGCUCCCACGGGACCCGCGCCCAGGAGACCCGGAGCCGCGCGGAGGCGGAGGCCGCGGGAGUCGCCCGCCCCCCAGCCCGUCUACACCAAGUUCCUCCGGGACCCAGAGGCCAAGCGCGACCCCCGAGACACCUUCCUGGUGGCCCGAGCCCGCGGCGGGGCGGAGGAGGAGGAGGAGGGCCAUGAAGAUGAAGAUGAAGAAGAGGAGGAGGAGGAGGAGGAGAAAGAGCGAGAACCCCCGCCUCCCAGGAAGCCCCCUAAGGAGAAGGCUCCGGCGGACCCGGGGGCGAGGAGGGCCGGGGCCGGGGCGCCGCCGGGGGACCCCGGAAGCCCUGUCCCCCCUCCAAAGCCUCUUCGGGUGAAGAAGAAGGUGCCAGCGGGGGAAGGGACCAAGACGAGGAAGACAAAGAAGAAAGGGUCUGGGGCAGCUGACAAGGACCCCCCGGAGCCCCGGGCGAGCUCGGCGGGAGCGCAGAAGGCCCCGGAGGCCCUGUUUCUGGUGGGGGACGAUGGCCCAGCGGGGAAGGCUCUGAAGAAGAAAGGUACUCCCAAAGACUCAGCGGAGGAGCGGAAGGAGGAAGAGGGGGAGGAGGAAGAGGUGGCAGCUGUGGCGACCAAGAACAGCAACCAGAAGGGCAAAGCGAAAGGAAAAGGCAGAAAGAAAGCGAAGGAGGCGCGGGCCACGUCCCCACCCGUGGGAGUGGGCGAGCCCCGGGAGUUCGUGCUGCGGCCGGCCCCGCAGGGCAGGACGGUGCGCUGCCGGCUGACGCGGGACAAGAGGGGCAUGGACCGGGGCCUGUAUCCCUCCUACUUCCUGCACCUGGACUCGGAGAAAAAGGUGUUCCUCUUGGCUGGCAGGAAGCGGAAACGGAGCAAGACAGCCAACUACCUCAUGUCCAGCGACCCCACCAAUCUGUCCCGAGGAGGGGAGAAUUUUGUCGGGAAGCUGAGGUCCAACCUCCUGGGGAACCGCUUUACUGUCUUUGACAAUGGGCAGAACCCGCACCGCGGAGGGGGCGGCGCCGAAGUGGGGAGCCUCCGGCAGGAGCUGGCAGCUGUGAUUUAUGAAACCAACGUGUUGGGCUUCCGAGGUCCCCGGCGCAUGACGGUCAUCAUUCCGGGCAUGAAUUCGGACAACGAGAGGGUCCCCAUCCGGCCCCGAAAUGCCAGCGAUGGGCUGCUGGUGCGCUGGCAGAACAAGACUCUGGAGAGUCUCAUUGAGCUGCACAACAAGCCACCAUUCUGGAACGAAGCCACUGGCUCCUACACCCUCAACUUCCAAGGCAGAGUCACGCAGGCCUCAGUGAAGAACUUCCAGAUUGUGCACGCUGAUGACCCUGACUACAUCGUGCUGCAGUUCGGCCGCGUGGCCGAGGACGCCUUCACCCUAGACUACCGGUACCCGCUGUGCGCCCUGCAGGCCUUCGCCAUCGCCCUCUCCAGCUUCGACGGGAAGCUGGCUUGCGAGUGA